UCUCUAUUAAAUUGCUGUCCUUAAUUUUAUUAAGGGCAUUUCGUCGUACAGAAGUCUGCGAUGUUGCUAACGCAUUGUCUAGCGUUGCUGUGCGCGCUCGUGGGAACCGGUGCUGCCGCGGCCACGACGGACGCGCCCCACACGGCCGCCGAGGCGACGCAGCUGCUCCAUCAACUUCAGAAUGAGCUCCACACAUUCAAGGACCACGUCAAGAACACCGUUAAAGGACUUGCAAGACAGACUAUGCUACAACAACUGUUUGUGGAAGAGCGCAUUCGAUCCGACGGUGCCUCGGGGAUAAAGCAACUCCGCGGAAUCGAGGGAGGAACUCGGCCCUACCACUCCACGUCUUUCACCAACAGGGCAGCUAUGAAUAUCCACGAGCACGCCAACUAUGAUAGGACCCCUGGCAUUGGAGAAUUCAUUGGCGUUCUCAAUGGUGUGGAGUUCCGAACGCGGCACAACGAUUACAAGCUCAGGAUGCCCUCAACUACAACGAAAAACUACGAGGCUACAGAAGAUAUUCCAUUCCCAGACGUCCCACCUUCAGUCCUCAACAAGCACAAUAUAAGUGAGGCGGUGGCCGAGAUGCGGGCAUAUUUUAAAGCAUUCCAUGACCAGGAUUUGAGCCUGAGGGACUAUCGGCCGUACUUUAAGCCCGUCAUGUGUUACCUGGAAGGCGCGUGGACAACGGACACUAAGACGAUUACUGAACCCUUCCAGAGCGACCGCCACUUCCUAGACGCAUCGAGCUGGUUUGAUCUCCAAGAGAAGGUGCGUUUUACUUCUGCUUCCGGAGGCAAGAGUCAGUUCGAGAAUUUCUCGUACCUCCCGACGACCGUGAUAAACGUCACCGACGACGGUGAGCCCGUGUACGCUCAAUGGAAUUACCGCAUCCUCUGCCACCCAAUCAAGACGCCAUUGAGCCUCCAGGACUUCAAACCGGUGGACGACCUUGCUGUCCGGAUGUACAACAACAUUGACAUGACCAAGUACGCCAAGAACAGGGCGGCUAGGUUUACCUUUACACCGGACGCAAGUUUCGGAUUCAACAAGGAACUCGGAUCCGGCUCAUUCACUGAUGAGCACUUUCUGAACGGGAAGCUCGAUGACAUCAUGUACGAGAUUCCCGGCAAGGACAACUAUCCCGGCCACAUUGAGGACCGAGCUUUCAACGUCCUAAAAUACAGAGCUGAUAUGCAAAACAACACCGUCUUGAACACGGCCAGGUACCACAGGCAUUUCCGGACGCUGCAGCACGACGACAGCGGUAACGGCAACAAAAACCUGGGAUUCUCCGACCCCUUCCUGUUUGUAGCGGAAACGACAAACCCCAGGGUCGCGAAGAUGGGCGCAACCGACUGCCACAACGACGCACAUGGCAGACAGACGUGUCAAACGUACGAGGGUCGCUAUACUUACGCCGUGCCCAUGGAAGUCAUCUGGAUGACCCCGCUGAGCACAUGGAACCCGUACAACCUCUACCUUUCAACCAAAGCUGGUAACCCCAACCAGCACGGCCGUAACGGUGGAAUGACGAGCGCCAAGGCGUUCAACGGAACUUCCAAAACCUAUUACUACCUUACGCCGACAGAGUUCUACACGGGAGGCGACUUGCAAAGGGACCCUGCGGACACAGCCAGGGAUGGCGUUGGCGUUCUUGACCAACAAGGACACGUUCGCCAUAUGGCCGCCUCAGGGGUGCGUAUUUUCACCCCAAACAUCCAAGGGGUUGGAAGCGUCCGUCUCCGCUACCCCGUGUUCCCAGUCCACCAGGAGGGCAACGCCAUCUGGAAGAACCUCAUGGCCCUCCAGGAUAUCACAAUGAACCAGAGGGCGUGGCAAAAUAUGUUCGAACAGGCCCCGGAAUCCCACACAGAGGACACCCACUACGUGAUGAGGACGACCUUCAAUGAUCCCCCGGGCAACCAUUUCCACGAGGUGUUCCUAACGACAGCCGACAUGGAAGUGAUUGCAAAGAACGGUAACGUCACCGUCAUGUCAACGCUCGAUCUGAACCACCAGCACGAGCUUGUUAUCCGGAAGAAGCAGGACCGAGGAGACUUCCUUUGGCUCGACAUUCUCACGUGUGACGGCCUCGCGCACUGCUGGGAUGGACACGACUCCCAAGUGCAUCUGUUUUGGAACUAGUCAUGUUUAGAUAUUGUAAUGGUGUUUGUAUGAUUUUUCAACAAAUAAAUCAUAUUAUAUAUUUUA
Molecule: messenger RNA, 2217 nt
Organism: Mya arenaria
Lineage: Eukaryota; Metazoa; Mollusca; Bivalvia; Myida; Myidae
Exons: 5
Coding region: 61-2151 (696 amino acids)
Source: RefSeq, a predicted model, not a curated record